GCAAGUGUUAUUCAGGAAGAAGAGCAUGGCUGAUGAGAGCAAUAUUAGUGUUGAGGACAAUCCAGCCGAGGAGAUUAAUACUACUCGAGAAAGCUGGGAAUCGGAGUUUGAAGAUUUUCAUAUACCAGAGAUGACAGUUGCAGAGGGAACUUUGUAUGUCACUAUUACUUCCAAGCUCCUUGUUUCUGAAGUCAUGAAAAAGCUUAGAGGGUCAGAUCCUAUAUAUGAAGUUCGGCGUAUUGGUCGUGGUCAUGUGGCCAGUGCGGUAGUUCAUAUUUCCAAGAGUACAAGCUCUCUUGAGCUGGAUACCAUUAGAGUAGAUGGUGAUAUGGAUACUGAGAUUUCAAAUGCCGAGGAAAAAGUUGCUGCAUCACUUUUAGCCCACCUGAAAAAAGAAAGAAAGGUCGUUGUAGUGGAUGAUAACUAUAUGGAGUGUGCUUAUUACAGAAAGGAUUGUAGGAAGCUAAGACGUUUUAUAUCUAAGGUAGUUGAAAAGCGUGAUUCUGCAAUGCAUGCAUGCUCUGCUUUCAAGAGGGGCUGGCAGAUUACCUUGGAUUAUAUGACCUCCACUGAGGAUACAUGCAAUCAAAUUUGUAAUAGCUAUUUUGGUCUAAACAAUGGCAAUAAUGUAUCUGGUACUGCAGCUUCCAUACUGCUUGAUGUGUUUCACCUUGGUGAGUGGAUUGGUGAAACAGCAUUUGCAGGAACUGCAGACUUGCAAGACACAACUGAGCGAAUGUUGUAGAAUGCAGGGAUGUUGUUCUUAUCCAUUGUUGAAACCAAGGGUUGCAUCUUUUCAUUGGUGUAUGAAAUGUAGGUGUUUGUGCAAUCUAAAUUGCUUUGGUGUUAGUCUCAUGCAUGUCUAGUGGGAUGUGAGUAUGUGAUUAUCGUCUAUGUUGCUCCAGUAAUGUACCUUAAUCAAUGUUUAGUAAGGAU
Oryza sativa Japonica Group (Japanese rice) is the source of this 936-nucleotide messenger RNA. RefSeq lists its product as uncharacterized. The record is from RefSeq and is a predicted model, not a curated record. Lineage: Eukaryota; Viridiplantae; Streptophyta; Magnoliopsida; Poales; Poaceae.